This is a messenger RNA of Acanthocheilonema viteae, 1347 nucleotides long. The record is from the annotation of a GenBank genome assembly. Lineage: Eukaryota; Metazoa; Nematoda; Chromadorea; Rhabditida; Onchocercidae.
AUGCAUGGACCCAUUUCAAAAGAUCCGAUAGCUUUGUGUCUUCUCAAAUUUAGCCCAUUAGCACGUGUGACGAUUGUAAUUUUUGGCGCUGUGCUAAUACAUCUAUCUCUAGGAACAUAUCAUACUUUUGGAAAUAUGUUGCCAUAUAUGGCAUCAUACAUGCGUAACAAUACAGAUCCUACAAUCAAUCAUGAAAUAUUGGUUUGGAUACCUACUUUUCAGGGUUGUUUCCCUUUCGCGAUGAUCAUUGGUGGUUUCAUGAAUGCUAAAUUUGGCUUGAGGCUUUCCGCAUCACUAGGAUGUGCCAUCAUGACUGUUGGUGUUUUUUUAUCCUACUGGACGAUCAGGAGAUCAUUUAUAUCAUUUCUGAUAACGUAUGGAAUAAUGUUUGGAUUUGGGCAAGGAAUAGCUUAUGUUCUUACCUGGGCUCCAAAACAUGUCGGAUUUGUGACUGGUAUUGUAGCAGCUGGUUUUGGUAUCAGUUCAUCUAUAUUCGCUCCGCUUCAAACCGUUUAUCUCAAUCCUUUAAAUCAUAAACCGACUGUAUUUGCUUAUUUCACAGACAGAGAUGUUAUUGCUCGAGUACCAUCAAUAUUUUAUACUUUUGCUAUAGUCUAUGGAAUUAUGCAGGCCAUUGGUUUAAUAGUUAUUUGUGAUCCCAUUGAUGUGGAUAAACAAUCGGAAGCACUCGAACAGCAAAUUUCAACUUCAAUAUGGAACUAUUUUGAUGUUUUCGAAAAUAAACGUACUUCGAAUUCGGUGGAAGAUGAAGUGAUAAAUUUAUCACAGGAACAGAUAUCGUUGAGUCCAUUACAAGUGCUGCAAAGUUCAACCUUUUAUUGGUUGUUUUGUACUCUCUUCUGCUGCUCAUUUUAUGGAAAUAUGUUUUACAAUCUCUACAAGGCAUUCGGCGAAACAUUUAUUGAUGAUGAUAUGUUUAUAGCUUAUGCAUUUAGCAUAGCUUCAAUAUGUAAUGCUUUGGCUCGCAUAGGAUGGGGUAUUCUAGCCGAUCGUACUAGUUUUCAGGUAUCUUUAUCAACUGCUACUUUUUUGGUUACUCUGUUAUUGCUAACAAUGCCACUUACUCCAUUUCGUGGAAAAUGGAUCUAUUUCAUCUGGAUGAAUCUUAUGUUUAUAUGUCUAGCAGCUACUCACACUCUUUUUAUAACGGCAUCUGUUAAAUGCUUUGGAUUUGAUCACAAAUCAGCUAAUUAUGGAUGUUUAAUUCUUUCCACUACACUGAGCGCAGUAUUCUUAGCAGUCGGUUGUGAAUAUGUUCUAGCAGUUGUUGGAUAUACGUUUUCUUUCAUUAUUACGGCUGUUUUGGCUUUUAUCGGUACAGAUUGA